AUGAGGCGCUCAAGGGAGCGCGGAAGGUCGCCGACGCGCUCGCCAUGGAGGGCAGCGUAUCGUGCGGAUCUGGUGACGCCAACGGGCGUGCAAGGAGAAGGAAGCAGGGAGGAUCUGCGCGUAAGAUCGGAGCCUUGGAGGCAACCCGCAUCGAGCAAUCCGUGGAACCUGGCGGAAGGCCGGCACGGAGUGGACGAAGGGCAUCGCGACGGCGACGUGGAGAUGGAAUCAGAGGGCAAGCUCGAUGAUGAAGAAGAAAGGGAAGAGCCCCCGCUUGCUUGUGGUCGCGGAAGGCAAAGUGUCGCUGGCGAUGAAGAAUUCCCCACUGCGCGGGGUGGCGGAAGGCGCGGCCACGCUGGCGACGAAGAUUCCCCCACUGCGCGGGGCAGCGGAAGGCAUGGCGUCACCGACGACGAGGGAUCCCCCACUGCGCGGGGCGGCGGAAGGCGCAGCAACGCCGGCGACGAAGAUUCCCCCAUUGCGCAGGGCGGUGGAAGGCGCGGCAACGCCGGCGACGAAGAUUCCCCCACUACGCGGGGCGGUGGAAGGCGCGGCGUAAUCGACGACAAGGGAUCCCCCAUUGCGUGGGGCGGCGGAAGGCGCGGCAACGCCGGCAACGAAGAUUCCCCCCCACUGCGCGGGGCGGCGGAAGGCGUGGCGUCACCGACGACGAGGGAUUCCCCACUGCGCGGGGCGGCGGAAGGCGCGGCAACGCCGGCGACGAAGAGUCGCCCACUGCGCGGGAAGAAGGGAAGCAGGGGAUCAAUGAGAGGGAUGAGGAAGAGCGGAUCCGCCGUGGAAAAGCACGAGAGGAAGGCAAAGAAAACAGGGAAGGAGAGCUCUCACCUGCCGAACCGCGCGGAAGAGAACAGCGAGAAGGCGGCAGAGGAGUGGAGCGGCAAUCGAAGGCGCGCCAAGGAGGCGGGACAAGUGAGGGGGCACCGGUGGGUGUCUUCCAGUCACCUGAACCAAGGCCAGGAGGACGCCACGAGUGGGAGGAAAGGCGUGGCGAAGGAGGACGCUACAAGGAGAAGGGAAUGUGUUCACCGAAUGAUUCAACAGCAGGAGAAGGAGACCGGCAGCAAGGAGAGCGAGAGCAGCAUCGCCAGGAGCGGUCUCCUCCGCGGAGAGAGCGGCAAUGGGGUGAUCAAGGAAGGCACAAGGGAGAUCACGAAGAGCGGAGGAGGAGUCCGAGCCCGAGGAAAAUAA
Messenger RNA from Closterium sp. NIES-65, 1209 nucleotides. Lineage: Eukaryota; Viridiplantae; Streptophyta; Zygnematophyceae; Desmidiales; Closteriaceae. The record is from the annotation of a GenBank genome assembly.